UUUAAGUAUCUCUGGCCGAUUGGAAAUAAACAUAAUGAUUCAGUGACAGGUGACGCGCCGAAUAACGUGCUCAUGGUUAACCUUGAACGCAUAACAAGUCACGUCGGUCAAUAAAAAAAAAAUGUUUAAUUUUUUUGGAAGUAAACCAACUGUCAAAGAGCAACAACGCGAGAAUGACAGGGCACUUAGAAAAGUCGGCCGAGAUGUUGAGAGAGAAAGAAGACAACUUGAAAGAGAAGAGAAGAAGCUUGAAAUGGAAAUUAAAAAAAUGGCCAGAGAAGGAAACAAUGAGGGAUGUAAGUUGCUGGCGAAACAGUUGAUUCAGCUACGAAAGCAGAAAAAUAGGACAUACGCAGCAAAUAGUAAGAUACAGAGCAUUGGUAUACAGAACAAAGCUAUGGGAGCAAACGUUGCUCUUGCAGAUGCAAUGAGUAAAACAGCAAAAACCAUGGGUGCUGCCAACCAGUUAAUGAAACCAGAACAGGUGGCUGCAGAUAUGAAGGCCUUUGGCCAAGCAUCUAUGAAGAUGGAAAUGACUGAAGAAAUGAUUAAUGAUACCUUGGAUGACAUGUUGAAUGAAUCCGGAGAUGAAGAAGAAAGUGAACAGGUUGUGAAUAAGGUUUUGGAUGAGAUUGGCAUUGAAAUAUCUGGAAAAAUGGCACAAGCCCCAUCAGCAAUCCGUGGAAAAGUUGGAGAGAGCUCAAAAUCAACGUUGCCUACGGAUGAAGAAAUUGAAGAGCAGCUUGCAAAAUUAAGAUCCUAACAUGCAAGAAGUUGUGAAUAUUUGUGCUUCUGCUUGUGUACAGCUUUCUAAUAUGUUGCCGUCCCAGCCAUUUUGCAUGUCUGAUUGUUAUGUUUGUGAGUCUGACAGUUUUGUAAAUGAAUGUAAAUAUCACGGAAGUUUUGCAAUAAAUUUAAUUUUUUAAUAAAGAA
Schistocerca serialis cubense is the source of this 933-nucleotide messenger RNA. It is a transcript of the gene CHMP2B, whose product is annotated as charged multivesicular body protein 2b. The record is from RefSeq and is a predicted model, not a curated record. Bases 122 to 763 code for a protein of 213 amino acids. Lineage: Eukaryota; Metazoa; Arthropoda; Insecta; Orthoptera; Acrididae. The transcript has 5 exons. Gene Ontology annotation, cellular component: ESCRT III complex; multivesicular body. Gene Ontology annotation, biological process: endosome transport via multivesicular body sorting pathway; protein transport; late endosome to vacuole transport.